CCGCCCCCACUCCGCCAGCCAGGUGGUCAGGAGAUCGCGGGCGGCGGUGGUCACGUGGACCGGGCGGGCGCGCCCGAGCUGGCCAUGGCGGCCACGGUGACCGGUGUGGUGAGGCGGGUGGAAGAGCUCGGGGACCUGGCCCAGGCACAUAUACAGCAUCUUAGCGAAGCCGCAGGGGAAGACGAUCACUUUUUAAUUCGGGCCUCUGCAGCUCUAGAAAAAUUAAAGCUUUUAUGUGGAGAAGAGAAGGAAUGUUCAAAUCCAUCAAAUCUUUUGGAACUAUAUACACAGGCCAUAUUAGACAUGACAUAUUUUGAGGAAAAUAAGCUCGUAGAUGAAGAUUUUCCUGAAGACUCUUCUCCCCAGAAAGUGAAAGAGUUGCUCACUUUUCUUUCAGAACCAGAAAUUUUAGUUAAAGAAAACAACAUGCAUCCCAAACUGUGCAAUUUGCUUGGGGAUGAGCUCCUGGAAUGCCUCUCUUGGCGACGAGGGGCCCUGUUAUAUAUGUAUUGUCAUUCUCUGACUAAGAGAAGGGAGUGGCUACUGAGAAAAUCUAAUUUGCUUCAAAAGUACCUUGUUGAUGGGAUCAAUUACUUGCUGCAGAUGCUAAAUUACCGUUGCCCUAUACAGUUAAAUGAAGGUGUGUCUUUCCAAGACCUAGACACAGCUAAAUUACUGAGUACAGGAAUAUUUAGUGAUAUCCAUGUGCUGGCUAUGAUGUACAGUGGAGAAAUGUGCUACUGGGGGUUGAAGCACUGUACAGAUCAACAGUCAGAGCAUCAUGCAGUUGACACUGAUGUAUUUGGAGCAAGCUGCACCACCCACAAAGAACCCUUGGAUUUCCGAGAAGUAGGAGAAAAAAUUUUGAAGAAGUACGUGUCGGUGUGUGAAGGACCCUUGAAGGAGCAGGAGUGGAACACAACAAAUGCAAAGCAGAUCUUAAGCUUCUUCCAGCAGCGCUGUAGCUAGGUGUUCACCCAAUCCUCAAAACUCAAAAGGAGAUCGCUGAGAUGGAAAGGAGGGCUUCAGAAAAGGAGAUGAACUACACUGAUCUCAAGAAUAUUAUACUAUAUAAAGAUGCCCGAGGUGGCUACUCUUCUCUAAUGUUGUCACCUUUCAUUGCAUAGUCUUAAACCUGUGAAGAAAGUAUUCUUUAAUUUCUAAAAUACAUUUAUGUUAUUCUAACUGAACUUGAACUACGUAUAAUCCUGCCACUGGUAAGGAGGAACACAAUGUACAGUGACAGUUGUCUUCUAAUAUUUUAGGUUAUAUUUUCAUUGUAAAAUAUAUGCAACAAAAAAAUCUCCUUAUUUUGAAGUAUGCAUACUUCAGAGAUGAAAAUCAGUUGUUCUACUUGUUUCAGAUAUGUACUAUGGAUAUAAAUAUAGGCAAUUGAAAGAUUAUGACUAAUAUUUAAAUUUCAUUUUCAGUAAGCUAAACAACAAAAGAUCUUAAAAAAUGAAUCUUACUUAUUUUGCCACAAAUUACUAAUAAUACUUAAAUUAUUUACUUAUCCAUUCCAUAAAUUAUUUUUUUAUUUUGUUUAAAACAAAAACUGCUUGGUUUCUCCAAAAAUGAAGUUAAAAAUCAGUGUACAUGAGUCUAUCAUUCGUUCAGGUGCUUUUAGGGCACAUCUUUGCAUAUAAUGAACGUUACAUAUGUUUUGACUUUAGCAGGAUUGAAAUGCUGAAGGUCAACGGGCCUAGUUUGCUAUCUUGCUCACUGUUCUUCUGCCUACCUCAAAUCUUGUCACAUUGUAAUGGUUUGUAUGUCUUCUGAUGCACCAGACUUGUGUCCCGGUAACAUUUUCACACUCCAGUACUUCCUGUGACUGCGCCUAAACAUCAGCCAUGAUCACCUUCUCUUUCUGAAUUGUAAAUUUCAGUAACUGAUGACAAUCCUCACCUUCCUAGCAUUUACAUAUUCCUUGUUUUUAUUGCUUUUUCUUUAUUUUCAUUUUACAGCUUCCAACCUUUUCACAGGCUUUUCUUGACUGUUGUCCCAACUCUUGAACAGCAAGGCUCUUUUAUGCUUUUUUUGUCCCGAAGUUCAUG
Messenger RNA from Acomys russatus (golden spiny mouse), 2054 nucleotides. It is a transcript of the gene Rimoc1, whose product is annotated as RAB7A interacting MON1-CCZ1 complex subunit 1. Bases 85 to 969 code for a protein of 294 amino acids. Lineage: Eukaryota; Metazoa; Chordata; Mammalia; Rodentia; Muridae. The transcript is spliced from 6 exons. Gene Ontology annotation, biological process: mitophagy. The record is from RefSeq and is a predicted model, not a curated record.